This is a messenger RNA of Bactrocera oleae (olive fruit fly), 1336 nucleotides long. RefSeq lists its product as uncharacterized. Lineage: Eukaryota; Metazoa; Arthropoda; Insecta; Diptera; Tephritidae. The record is from RefSeq and is a predicted model, not a curated record.
UUAUGUGAAAACAAUAAAAUAGCGAUAGAAAAAGUCAGACAACGGAUCAUAUGGUGGGAUCACAUGAUCAUGUGAUAAAAGAUCACAUCAUAACAGGAAGCUAACAGGAAAAAUUUAGAAAACGUUGUUGUAUAGAAGAUAUGGUAUUGGUCACAACUAAUCGCGCGGAUGGACAUAAUGUGAGAAAAGAUAACAUUAGAGACAUAAAAAUAAAAAUAUAAAAACAUUGAAAAAGAAACAGUGAAAGUCGUAAGAAGUACUGGAAAUAAAUCACGAUGUAGCCUAUGCCCCAGCAACAGCUAACUCUCAUAUUAUGCAAGUCGUGUUACAUUUCUCUCUCAUUUUGCUCUGGCAAACCGCUUACAGCGCUACAUCAGAGCGGCAGCGUUUGAAAACGCUGGACCACGCUUAUCAAUACAAGUCACCGUCUAUGUCAAACACACUUUAUGCACAGCGCGAAGAGCCUGUCAGAUUGCUUAAAGUGCAACAACAACUAAAAUACCAACCAACAAAUUUCAAUGGCAUCGAGCCGUAUACCCAAAAUUAUAGAAACGCAGACUAUGAGCGACCGUUAUAUGCCGUUGAUAAGCAGCUGCAUGAUGACCAACAAACACAGCAGCAAGAUAUUGAUGAUAUCUACCACGUGGCAAAGCAGAAAUAUAUGUACCAAUAUAGUUUACCAACAAGCAUCUAUCAACUGCCUCAACCGGUAAUCAGUCAAGCGUCACUUCCACCCUUGGCUUCAGAAAUUUUAUAUGCCAAAAACCCGUUACUUCAGUACCAAUUGGGAGUCGCAGCGAGCACUGCACACGCAGCUAAUAAACAUAAAAGUCAAUCGAAUCAGCUACUUCAUGCGCCGAAACGACAAUCUGAAAAGGACACUCGUCUAGGUUAUACCAACCAACUACCCUAUCCACCGUCCUUUAUCAGCAUCACCAGCACAACUACAACGCAAUCACCAACCUACAAUGCACGGCUGAGAAGUGUGGAUACCAACCCAAAUAAGAUCAAUCAAUUUCCAGAUAUUUUCGCCAAACGUCAACAUAUUUCAUUAUUGGAUUCGUAUAUACCCAGUUGGGUGAUGUUGCGUAUGCAACAACAACAUAAGCGACAACAACAAAAGCAAUUCCAUAAAUUUGUUGCUACACAUACUUUAGCGUAUCCAAUUGCAAAAACGUAUGCCCAAAAGUAGGCAAUAGGUUAUGCUAUGCGCGCGUAGUCUACCUUUAGGCGGAAUUUAUUUCGUAUUUCUUCACUUGUUGUAUAUCUGAAUUUGUAGUCAUUACUGAGUUAUUCAUAUUAUUAUAUAUUAAAUACAUUUUAACAAACAACAUUA